UAUCUACCCUGGACUCCAUCACUCUGAUGUACCCUUUCUUUUACCGGCCCAUGUUUGAAGUGAUAGAAGAUGGCUGGCAUUCUUUCCUUCCUGAGCAAGAAUUUGAGCUCUACUCUUCAGCUACCAGUGACUGGAGGUUAAGCUAUGUCAAUAAGGAAUUUGCGGUCUGCCCCUCUUACCCGCCAAUUGUCAUAGUACCCAAAUCCAUUGAUGAUGAAGCUCUUCGGAAGGUGGCUACAUUUCGACAUGGAGGACGCUUCCCAGUACUCAGCUAUUAUCAUAAAAAAAAUGGAAUGGUAAUUAUGCGAAGUGGUCAGCCACUGACUGGCACAAAUGGGAGACGGUGCAAAGAAGAUGAGAAGCUGAUCAAUGCUACUCUCAGAGCAGGAAAGCGUGGCUACAUCAUUGAUACUCGAUCUCUAAAUGUAGCUCAGCAAGCUAGAGCCAAAGGAGGCGGCUUUGAGCAAGAAGCUCAUUAUCCCCAGUGGAGGCGGAUUCAUAAGUCCAUUGAGAGGUAUCACAUUCUUCAGGAGAGCUUAGUCAAACUUGUGGAAGCUUGUAAUGACCAAACACAUAACAUGGACCGAUGGCUUAGUAAAUUGGAGUCUUCCAACUGGCUGACUCACAUCAAAGAGAUUCUGACAACUGCCUGUCUAGUGGCUCAGUGUAUCGACAGGGAAGGAGCAUCCAUAUUGAUUCAUGGAACAGAAGGCACUGAUUCCACACUUCAGGUGACCUCCCUGGCCCAGAUCAUCUUGGAACCAAGAAGCAGGACCAUCCGUGGUUUUGAGGCCCUGAUAGAAAGAGAGUGGCUGCAGGCUGGUCACCCGUUCCAACAGCGCUGUGCACAGUCGGCCUAUUGUAAUAGUAAGCAGAAAUGGGAGUCGCCUGUAUUUCUUCUCUUCUUGGAUUGCGUGUGGCAGAUACUUCGUCAGUUCCCUUGUUCUUUUGAAUUUAAUGAGAAUUUUCUCAUCAUGCUCUUUGAGCACGCUUAUGCCUCACAAUUUGGAACGUUUCUGGGCAACAAUGAAAGUGAAAGAUGUAAGUUGAAGCUACAGCAGAAAACGAUGUCUCUGUGGUCUUGGGUCAAUCGGCCCAGUGAACUGAGUAAAUUCACCAAUCCUCUCUUUGAAGCCAACAACCUUGUCAUCUGGCCUUCGGUUGCUCCACAGAGUCUUCAGCUCUGGGAGGGUAUUUUCCUGCGUUGGAACAGAUCCUCCAAGUAUUUGGAUGAAGCAUAUGAAGAAAUGGUUAACAUCAUUGAAUAUAAUAAGGAAUUACAAGCAAAAGUAAAUCUCCUUAGGAGGCAGUUGGCAGAACUGGAGACUAAGGAUGGGAUGCAGGAGAGUCCCUGAAAGGUGUCCCCACACCUGUGUAAAACCUUCCCACACCCGUAUCCCACCUUUCUCUCCUUUUGAUCUUUAGCUCACUUUUACAUAGUAGCCUUGAACUUAAGGCUUUAGAUAUGAGAACCCUCUAAUCUAAUGGAUUUCUCAAUACUUUAUGAAUGCAAUUUACUAUAAUUACACAUGUUUCAUGUGGCCUCUUAGGCCUUUUUACUUUGGGAGCAGGAAGGAGGUGCUAGUUAUUUUAUUUUAUUUUAUGCUAACCAGGUGACCUAUGUAAUACCAUUAGUGUUAUGCACCAUUUCAUCAUAAGCUUUCUGUGUCUACUUUCCAAACAGUGCUUCAGACCAGUCGAGGUUAUGACUAAUCUCUUUAGGGGAUAUGUUAAUUUAAAAAAAAGAUUAGACGCUUAAACAUUUUGAAAAUAUAAAUAUUUUUCAAAACUGAAAUGGUAGAUAAACCAAGAAUGUUAUGUUUAACAUGCCAUUUCCAAUACCUUUGCCAUUCUCUUUAAAAUAGUUUUGGAAUAACAAAGAUGAACUCAGUCUCACUCUGGUUUGUCAGGAGAGGAAAUUCUGAAUAUUUAUUCAAGGUAAAUUAUUUUUACAAGGGCAACAGGUAUAGUCCUCUGCUAUUUACCUUAAGAAGUAAAUUUAACAGUAGACAGUAAAAGUAUGUGCAAUAUAGAAAUAAAGUAGGAAUUUGUUACUGAUAUGGUAUUGUUACUGUUGAAUUGGUUUUUCAGGUUUUUAUCAUACAUAUUAAAUAUGUAUCAGAUGCUGGAUGUAACAUUGAACCAUCAUUUAUAAUAGAUGUUAAUUUGUUAUACUUAAGCUACAAAUAUGGUUUCCUUAAACCAGAGAUACACUGCCCUUGUCUGACAUUCUCAUUGUACUGGUUUAUGUAUAUAUGUGUAUGUUUUAUUUGUUUUGUUUUAUUUUUAAGUAUUCUAAGUGUUUACGAAUACUAAAAUUACAACUUUCAUGGUGGUGUGAGCCUUUGAAAAUGUAUCUGGGCUCUGCUGAUUUGUCCAUUAUAUGUUAGGCAAAUGUAAUUUAAGUGGAGGUGAAAGAUUAUGAACAUGAUGCAGCUAUGUUUUAAACUUCAGAUUGAAAUGUUUCAAUGUUAUAGGAAAAGUGAUGACUAUACUUAUGCUGUGCUAGUUCAUGCCCGAAACUCAAAGUUUGCAAUUCAGUGCUUUCCAUGUACGUUUCUGUUUUGUGGAAUUGCCCAUUUUAACAAAUACUGUCAAUUCCCGUUAUUCUUUAAAAAGAUAGUUGAAAAAUAAUCAUUAAUACCAUUUCUACCCCAUCUACAUAUAACCAUUUCAGUGUAAAACAUACC
This is a messenger RNA of Myotis lucifugus (little brown bat), 2690 nucleotides long. RefSeq names its product myotubularin related protein 9 (gene MTMR9). Lineage: Eukaryota; Metazoa; Chordata; Mammalia; Chiroptera; Vespertilionidae. The transcript has 8 exons. The coding region runs from base 27 to 1355 and encodes 442 amino acids. Gene Ontology annotation, biological process: negative regulation of autophagy. The record is from RefSeq and is a predicted model, not a curated record.